AUGGAUUGGGAGAUAGUUGAUGAAUCUCCAGUGGUGCCUGUGGAGUUGGGAGGUUUGAAAAAGAAGAGUGCAGAAAUUGAACAACCAACUAAGCUGAAGCAUGUUAGUGAGGUAGAGCACGGCAUAAGAAAGGAGGCUCCUUCAAUGAAGAGGCCUCUGGAUAUUGGUAGAGCAAGUUGUUCAAGAUGUCAUAUAUCCCCUCUGGCAUAUGGUAUGGUUGAUUCUGAAAAUGAUGCAUCAUGGACGUGGUUCUUUCAGAAUCUAAAGGAAGCGUACGGGAAAAGACAAAACAUGUGUGUUGUUUCUGAUAGGAAUCCAAGCAUCAUAAAGGCUGUUAGCGAUAUGUACAACGAUGUUCCUCAUUAUGCAUGUAUGUGGCAUCAAUGGGGGAAUGUUAAAAAACUUUACAGGAAGUCACACGAUGCAUUGUCAGAGGUAAAGAAUUAUUUGGAAUUGGCUGGUUACGAAAAGUGGGCUAGGUCCUAUGCAAUAGUUAACCGAGGGUGGACUUUGACUUCAAAUAUUGCGGAGUCAAUAAAUGGAGUACUUGUAUCAAGUAGAGAACUGUCAAUUUAUGACUUUCUUGAGGAGUUUCGAUUAUUGUUUGCAAAAUGGAACUGCGAAAAUAGGCAACAGGUUUCAUAUACCUUCACGCCACUCAUUGAAAAGUUUUAUGACAUACUCAAAGAGAACGAGGCUUUGUGUACUCAGAUGACGAUACCAUGUGCACAUGCUUGUGCGGUGUUGGAGAAGAAGAAUUUUGAGAAGGGGCCAUACUGUUGUGAUUUGUUUAAACCAAAAAUUAUUUUGAAAACAUAUGAUGUUCCCAUCUAUCCGUUGCCACACAAAGAUGACUGGCUAAUUUCAAAGAGCGUACUUAGUGAAAUAGUACUGCCUCCAAAAUACAAAAGACCUCCAGGAAGACCUGCGAAGAAGUAUCGUGGAAAAUCAAGACAUGAUAUGUUUAGAAAGAAGAACAUCAACUCAUGUGGUGCUUGUGGGGCUAAGGGUCACAAUAGGCGUUCCUGUAGAAAAUAUCGAAAAAUGAAACAUUUCUCUUUCCGUAUUAGUGCUUAA
This is a messenger RNA of Capsicum annuum, 1077 nucleotides long. RefSeq lists its product as uncharacterized. The record is from RefSeq and is a predicted model, not a curated record. The transcript has 5 exons. NCBI's taxonomy places the organism in Eukaryota, Viridiplantae, Streptophyta, Magnoliopsida, Solanales, Solanaceae. Bases 1 to 1077 code for a protein of 358 amino acids.